CUCGCUGAGUUCGAAAGCAAAAGUACCCAAAAACCGAACAGCUGAGCUGGCAGUUUGUUCGGACGGUGCCAGGUGGUUACAUCGUGGAUCACUCCGAGCCUAGGACCCAUCAUCAUCAUCACCAUCAUCUUCAGAAACAAACAAGUGUUUGAAAAAUUGCAAGCAUAGAUUACGUUUUGUUACAUCGAUCUAAUCGCCGCGUUCGCGUUCACAGCUCCGUGACAUGGUUGACCUACAAUAGAGUGCGUGGUAGCAAGCUGGCUGAUCGUUUGACCAGCCUCAGUGUACAGUCUGGUCCCGGGCGCGUCUAACGUGUUUUUCGUUCGGUUUCGCGCGUUGCACCCUCAUCAUGUCGAUCAAGUUCAACGAGCACAAUCAUCCCACGCUGGAGCUGGACGGAGGCUUCCACGUGUGUCUGCACCGGGCCGUCUACGACGAAGAUCUGCAGCUCCGAACCUCCGCCUCCGAGGAUUUGUCCGAAGAAACGGCCAAAGCUCUGGCCGACCUGCGCCGCCUCGUGACCGCGACGCCGAACCUCAACUUUCCGCUGGAGCUGUCCACCAACUGGAUGGUUCCGGUGUAUCUGCGGUGCUGCGAAAACGAUGCCAAGCGCGCCUUCGACAUCCUGGACUACAGCUACCGGCUGCUGUACCGCGAGAAUGAGUUCACAAAGUCGUACGCCCAGAUCCGGCACGUGUUCGAGCUGGGGCUGAUGCGGUACUUGCCCGAGUGUACCGACGACGGUGCCAUCAUUGCCGUGAUCCAGAUGGGACGUGUCUGGGACACGUCCAAGGUGUCCCUGGUCGAGUUCAUCGCCGCCAUCCGGCUGGCCGGAAUCGCCACGAUGCUGCACCGGGACGCCCAACAGAACGGCGUGCAGCUGAUUCUGGACGUGGACGGGCUCUCGAUGGGACAAAUCACCAACUUUACACCCCGCUGCUGCAGCUACCUGUUCAGCCUGAUGGACUACUGCACGCCGGUCGUGACCAAGGGGCUGCACGUGGUCAACAACGGGAUGCUGUUCAACGUGCUGUUUUCCACGCUGAAACCCUUCAUGAGCCGGGACCUGCGCUCGAAAACGGUGAUGCAUGGCAAAAACUGGAACUCGCUGGCGAAGCACAUCAAGCCGCGCUUUUUGCCACCCAAGUACGGCGGGAGCUCGUCGGCACCGGACUUUGACGGGGAACUGUUUGCCAAGCUGUUCCAGCACUACGAGGGGUACUUCAACGAGUACGACUCGUACGGGUUCACCGGAAAUCCAGAUUCAAAGUAAAUAUUUGGUUAAAAAGGUGUGUAAUUCAUAAGAUUUUAAAAUAAUACUGUAAACUGCAUUAAAAAAAGAGUCUACGUAAGAUAAUUUACAAAAUGGUCAAAAAUAAAGAUAAAACAACAAAUAACCGACUGCACAGCCCUCAAAAAAUUCCCCAACAACAUUAAAAAAAAUAAACUGUGCGUGAAAAACUGUAAGUUACUUUUAAUUGUUGAUACAUAUAAAAUAAGGCUGUGAUACUCACUGUCGCAGUCAAACGCCGACACACUUGUUAACCUCUUCCUAAAAUCUAUUCUCUAUUCACAGUCAAAGUGAAAUGAUCAAAGUGUAGUGCACAAUAAUUUAACUAAUAGUAAAACUCUCCACAGAAAGAUUACGCUUGAUUCUCAAAUUUUAAAUUUUCGUUUGUACAAUCACAAUUUCCUGCAAGACCACAAAUAACUUUUGC
Molecule: messenger RNA, 1718 nt
Organism: Culex pipiens pallens (northern house mosquito)
Lineage: Eukaryota; Metazoa; Arthropoda; Insecta; Diptera; Culicidae
Product: alpha-tocopherol transfer protein-like
Exons: 3
Coding region: 350-1273 (307 amino acids)
Cellular component (GO): membrane
Molecular function (GO): phosphatidylinositol bisphosphate binding
Source: RefSeq, a predicted model, not a curated record